Molecule: messenger RNA, 585 nt
Organism: Clonostachys rhizophaga
Lineage: Eukaryota; Fungi; Ascomycota; Sordariomycetes; Hypocreales; Bionectriaceae
Source: the annotation of a GenBank genome assembly
AUGGCCGCCACAGCAAAGUCCUUCCGGGAAAAUCUCGGCGUCCCGCCCUCGAAGCCCUCCACAAGCGACAGCGUCCUCGUCAUCAUCGACGCCCAGAACGAGUACGCCUCGGGCCUCCUCAAGACAGAAAACGUCGAGUCAACUCGAGCUGCCAUCAAGGCCCUCCUAGACAAAUACCGUGCGGCCGGUGCGCCAGUCGUCCACGUGAUCCAUGAUACUCCCACCGGCGCUCCGGUCUUCACCCCCGGCUCAGAGCUGGCCGAGGAGUUCAAGGAGCUGACGCCCAAGGACGGGGAGAGUCUCGUCCACAAGCAGCACCCCGGUUCAUUUACCGGCACAGAGCUCCAGGAUAUUCUGGAGAAAACUGGGCGCAAGAAGAUUGUGCUCACCGGAUACAUGGCCCAUGUUUGUGUUUCGACAACGGCCCGCCAAGGCGCAGAGAGGGGAUGGGAUGUCAUCGUGGCCAAGGACGCCGUAGGAGACCGCCAUAUCCCUGGCGUUGAUGCCCAGGAGUUGGUGCGGGUGACACUGGCUGAGAUUGCGGAUGUGUUUGGCACCGUUGUUGAGAGCCAAGAAAUUGUAUAA